Trichoderma gamsii is the source of this 945-nucleotide messenger RNA. RefSeq lists its product as hypothetical. The transcript has a single exon. Lineage: Eukaryota; Fungi; Ascomycota; Sordariomycetes; Hypocreales; Hypocreaceae. Bases 1 to 945 code for a protein of 314 amino acids. The record is from RefSeq and is a predicted model, not a curated record.
AUGGUCAACAAGGCUAUCGUCGCUUCUCUGCUCUUUGGCGCUGCCAUGGCUGUGCCUUACCCGCCUUCUGCCACAAACGGCGCCAGACACCCUGUGCCUGAUCACGCCUACCCUCACAAGAAGGUCAACGGCGGUAACUACAUGCCAUCGCGUACUAAGACCACUGCCUCCAAGACGUCUGCUGCUCCUGCUGCCGCCAAGGACCAGGGCAAGCGAUCCACCGGAGAGACUGUCAACAACCCCGUGGCCCGAUACGACAACUCCAACAUCACUGAUGGUGUUGGCGAUGGUGUUGACCAGUACACUCUGUACCUCGGUGACGGCAGCACCGGUGCUGGCUGGCCCGACCAGAGCCGGUGGGUUUCUUUCGAGAACAUGUUCAACAACUACAAGGACCAGAUGUUCUCGUCUUGCGACUGGAUGGGCGUCCCCAACGACAGCGGUCCCGAGGUUGGAGCCAUCUGGGACGGUAUCCAGGCUGCUGCCUCUGCCACUGGUGUCGACCACCGUUUCAUCCUUGCUGUCAUUAUGCAAGAGUCUGGCGGCUGUGUCCGCGUCUGGACCACCAACUACGGUGUUCGCAACCCGGGCUUGAUGCAGGACCACAACGGUGGUGCCACUUGCAACGAGAACAACAACGUUCAGAACCCUUGCCCCUCAUCCACCAUCUACCAGAUGAUCAGCGAGGGAACUGCCGGCACCAACGAUGGUGAUGGCCUUGCCAACUGCAUCAACGAGUCUGGCCGCAGCGACGUCUCGGCCUUUUACCGUGCUGCCCGUAUCUACAACUCUGGCUCCAUCUCCAGCACCGGCAACCUCCAGAGCAACGUUGCUACCCACUGCUAUGCUAGCGAUAUUGCCAACCGUUUGACCGGUUGGAGAAACGCCCCCAGCGCUUGCACUUGCGACAGCAACCCCAACAGCUGUGGCUCUGUCAACUUCUAA